UCAACUGGUCACGUGAUUUCCUCCAUCUUGUGAGAUGUCAGCUUGUGUGUGUGUGUGUGUUUGUGGCAUUGCAUGUUUCUGUGCGUAUGUUGAAGAAAUGACAAGGCCAGGGAAGGGCUCACGAGUGCAAGCACGCUGAAGAAAAAAAGACAUGGACAACAAAGAUAUCACCAGACGCCAUAGGAUCCCAUCUAAAACACCCUUUUCAGAUCAACACCGGACCAAAUCACACUCAAUCUUUCACCAUGGACCAUCGGGGCCUCAGGAUGGAGAGACCACUGAUGAUUCUCUCUCAGCCUUCAAGGAUUGUAACCCCAGGGUACCCCUCUGUUAUCUGCCAAUCUGCAUGCAGGACAAGAGGCUCACCAGUGAGCUGAGACAGCGACGGAUGCAUAACAUGGGCUACUGGACGUCAUGGAGACGGAGUCCGCACAUGAAGAGACUCAAGAGAUUCAGAGACCAGUUUCCUACUGUCAUCUGCAGGCUAUUCCCAUGGCGUUACACAUUUAUUACAAUUGAAGGUCGAUUUGGCAUGGGUGUGAAGGCCUACUUUGUUUUCCUGACGUACUUGCUGAUUUUGAAUCUGCUUCAUUCUAUAAUCAUCAUUGGCACAGUCCUCAUACCUACACUGGUCUACAGAGGAAAUGGUGUUUACACGAAAGGUGACAGUACUUUAACGCUACAGUGUUACUAA
Molecule: messenger RNA, 694 nt
Organism: Clupea harengus (Atlantic herring)
Lineage: Eukaryota; Metazoa; Chordata; Actinopteri; Clupeiformes; Clupeidae
Gene: tmc8
Product: transmembrane channel-like protein 7
Exons: 4
Coding region: 152-694 (180 amino acids)
Cellular component (GO): plasma membrane
Molecular function (GO): mechanosensitive monoatomic ion channel activity
Source: RefSeq, a predicted model, not a curated record